Molecule: messenger RNA, 2531 nt
Organism: Mya arenaria
Lineage: Eukaryota; Metazoa; Mollusca; Bivalvia; Myida; Myidae
Exons: 8
Coding region: 198-2303 (701 amino acids)
Source: RefSeq, a predicted model, not a curated record
UGAGGGCACACGGUAUUUCGGCACUGGCUCACCUGUCGGAUAUGCCGACAGGAAUUCCGCGAUAGAUCUACCGGGGAGACAAGCCAUAGGAUAUUGCGCAAUUAUUCAGGAAUUAAUCUCCAUGUUAAUUACAGUGGAAUUUCAAGUGUUAACACUUCCUUGAACUUAACACGGAUUUAUAACUAAGUGCUAACAGCAUGCAUCUGGAAAUUAUGGAUACAUUUCUGUUAGUUGUGCUUUGUACUUUGACACUUUCUUUAAUAGCUGAAUCUAAGUCUACAAAAUUGGAAAAUGAAGGCAGCGACUUGCCAGCAGUGAACAUAGAGCUGAGGGUACUGACCAAACGGGAGGCCCCGGACGACAUACACAAGGCCGGAUAUCCACAUGUAACUGGCCGCACAUUCCGCGCGUCUGAUCCGCUUGACCCUAAGCUUGAAUCGGACAAAUCUGUACAACAGUCAAUUCCACAAGGGUUCAGCGCGUUUGAGACUGUCAACACAAUCUUCCAGCCGGAGAUAGAGGAGGGUGGGUAUGAGGAGAGCGAGACAGGGGCAGAGAGGCGGCUUGCGGACAUGGUGGCGACAGACAGGGGGGAGCAAACCGCAGAGCUCCAGGGCAUUGACCGUCUCGAGGAAGAUGGUGCCAACUCGGCGAGUGAGAAUGUUGUUACUCACAUAAAUCCAAAUGCACAUGACGACGAUGGUGAUGGUGAUGAUGAUGAUGAUGAUGAUGAAGAUGAUGAUGAUGAGGUGGGGGAUGAGGAGGAGAAGAGACGCCAACCCUACGCCGCCCAGUAUCCAUAUAGACAAGUCACAUCUGAGGAGUACGGUCGGGCCGAGAUCUAUCCGACCACUGUUGGCGGGGACGGUGGAGAUAACUCAGACUCCGUCAUCAGAAGACAGGUCGUUGUCACCGGAAGUGGCCAUGAACAAGGCGCCACAGAUACUCGCUACAGUGGUCAGUCUGGAUAUGUUUCCGGAGACCGCCGAUACAAUUACGGGUCAUCUGGCUCACAAGGUGCCGGAAAUCCAUACCAGACCCACAGACAAACCGCGUCGCAAUAUCCACAAACGAGCAGGACACAAACAACAUACAGUGGACAAGAUGGAGCCCGUCAGUCAAGUGAUGUUUACUCCCAAUUUCAAGAUAGGAAUGUUGGUUACCAGAGCUCCCGAUCCGAGGUGAGAGGGUCGUAUUACGGUGGGCAAAGAUACGUGGACAAUAACGGCCACUACGUUGACGCACAGGGCCGGCAUCUGGAUUCGACUGGUCAGUACUACGAUAUCAGUGGAAGAUACCAGGACGCCACGAUGACUCACCAUGUCAACUACCCUUCCGGGGAUCCACGCCGCACCCAAGGCGGCCGGUACGUCUCGGGCGGCAGAUACGUAUCGAGCGCCGGAGGUACAAGAACUCCAGAGAGCGGGAGAUCACAGCCAGGUUUGGGGGAGGUGGACCCAGCUCGCAGCCGUCCCGUCAACAGCUACGGCGGCACGCAGUUUUACAGCGGCGGUUCCACCUACAGGACCACGUACGACCCCAUCGUGUCCCAGAUAUCCUCAGAUCCGUCGUGCCCUGAGACGGCGACGCGGGUGACGAUCAACGGGCUUGAGUGCAGCGCGGCUGUGGCGCAGCUCGGCCGCUACGUCUGCUACAACUACGAGCGCGUCUCCACCGAGUGCUGCCAGAGCUGCAUUGCCGUAAAACGUUUUGAUGAAGUUGGUUGCGAGUACGGGGACCGGUCGACCCAGUGCAGGGACCUCCAACCGUUCGAUUGCUACAACGACCGGAACAGGCAGAUCUGCUGCGAGCGCUGCGAACAGUUCCGCUCACAGAUGUCGCAACAACAGGGUACAUCAUGUGACUACGGUGACUUGACCCCUCGCUGCCAGAAUAUCCGACAGAUGCCGUACCUGUGUUACCUGACCGAGAACCAGCGUAUAUGUUGCAGCACGUGCCCAAGACUAGCAUACUCAGAACGCUCUGAUUGUCAGUGGGGCGACCAGAGUCCGGAGAUCUGUGAGCCGUUUGACGCGAACCGGAGACUGAAGAUCAACUGCUACCUGGAGAGCGUCCGCCAGCUGUGCUGCGCCACGUGCCCCAGUCUUGCCGCCAGGAUGCCGGAACAGGUUCCAGGCUGUGAGUACGGUGACUCGCCUAUCCAGUUCAACACGGGCCGUGGAGUGUUCGGCUGCGCGGAGUACAUCCGUCAGUACGGGGUAGACGAGUGCGACAGCCCGGAACUUAGUCGUGAGUGCUGCUUCACAUGCUAUCGAUACAGGCAGCACAUGCGCCGGGGCUGAUCAGGAGCGCAAACCAUCGUCAACAUCUCAUCGACUACACCCUAUCAUUGUUUUUACAAGUCUGUGUUAAUCUGGCCUGUGUUAGCAAAUGUAAAUACUGACAUGACCUUACAUUUAUCAUAUGCGUAUAUUAAAUGGAAUUAUAACUUUAACUAUUGCCUUGCGAUAACGAGAUAUAAUGGCAAGUUGCUGUGAUGACUUGUGAAGAGAAAAAUAAAAUACUUUUGU